Molecule: messenger RNA, 765 nt
Organism: Mercenaria mercenaria
Lineage: Eukaryota; Metazoa; Mollusca; Bivalvia; Venerida; Veneridae
Exons: 9
Coding region: 69-734 (221 amino acids)
Source: RefSeq, a predicted model, not a curated record
GUUAAUUGCUAAAGAUAAGAAAGGUCAAUUAUAUAUCAAACAUUAAUCAUUGCCGAAAUCGUACCAAGAUGACCCCAACUAUGCUGCUUCUACUUUUGAUAGCUGAUUGUAGUAUUCAGACGCUAAACGCUUGGAAGUCUUGUUUGUUCUGUUCCGAUGUGGUGACACCAACUGAUUGCUCAAGAAUACAAAGAUGUGGUCCAAAUGAGGAGUGCUUCACGGACAUGUAUGUAACUGCAGUCGGAGGUACACGAUAUAACUUAGGUUGUAGAGAUACAAGGCAAUGUACCCGCGCACAAGCGGACUUUGAAGACAUGGGAAAUAUCAUGAUCUGUAGUGAAUGCUGUUCUGGAAAUGUGUGUAACAAUGCUGGAUGUAAAUAUAAAGGUUAUCCAUCUCCUCGAGGCCCGAUCUGUAAUAACUGUGCGCUGCAAGCUGAUAUUGAUGACUGUGACAAAAUAACAAUGUGUCAACAGGACGAGGUUUGCAUGCUUCAGAAAGCAUUUAAUCCAGCGACACAUGAGUCUCGGUACAAAACACACUGCGAAAAAGAAGCGGUCUGUUAUGACAAAAUCCAAAAGCUCAAACGUGCAAUAGAAUCAAUAGUUGGAAAGCGACAAACACAGAACAUUCUACGUUAUGGGGGUGGUCCAUGUCUGAUGAAGUGCUGCGACACCGACAUGUGUAAUAACAACUGCAAUGGAACAUCCCAAUCUGAUUACAUUGCCAAUUAAACACUGCCUUAGAACUCACUUUAAAUAAACU